AUGGAAAAAGGAUUUCUUGAUAGAGUGGAGGAUAAUGCGGCCGUCCGAAAUGACCUGCAAGAAUUAAGGGAUAUAUGGAAUAGUUGGAAUAGCGAGGUCAAGAAACUUUUUUACUGUAACUACGGUGGCCUACCCUAUUUCCUCGAUGUAAAGGUGGACAAGUACUUGUUCCGGGCCCUCUCGCAGCUUUGGAACCCUGCUUACAGUUGCUUCACUUUCGGAAGAGUCGAUUUAGCACCUACUGUGGAGGAAUACAUGGCGUUACUUAAUUGCCCGAAGAUUCAGGCCUAUUCAAGACAUGUCAACGUCCCUUCCUUUUUGACGAAAUUGAUGAAUAUCACGGGGAUGAGCGAGCAAUGGGUUGCAGCCCGCAUCAAGCAAAAAGAGGAUAGUAAAUGUAUUCCUUGGAGGAAUUUGAGGGACUUGAUCCUUGCACACCUGGAUUCGAAGAACAGGGUUGACGUUUUUGCCUUAAGCCUCUAUGGUUUGAUCAUUUUUCCUAAGGCGCUAGGACACAUAGAUGAAGCCGUCUCAGAUUUAUUCGAUCGACUUGAUAAAUAUACCACACCCGUCCCGGCAAUCCUAGCAGAAACUUUCAGAUCCUUGAAUGCAUGUCGGAGAGCGGGCGAAGGAAGAUUUAUUGAUUGUGCACAGCUUCUAUUAGCUUGGUUUAAUAGCCAUUUUUGGAAGGUGGAGAAGGUCUCCUAUUGGGUUUUCUCUAAGGACUAUUCCCCAUUAAGGGAAUUAGUGGCCAUAUCGAGUGAUUUUGACUGGGUCCCUCUAGCUAGAAUAUGGAGAGUCGUUGGAUACGCUCCACUGAUGGUCUUAAGGCAGUAUCGAUCAAGGCAGUUUAUACCGGUGACACAAGGGUUGGCACAAUAUGAGUUCCCCUAUAAAGACAACAACUAUAAGAGGAAGGUUCGUGAGAUAUCAGAUGCUUGGAACCAAACUCAAAGAAUGAAAGGAUUCACCACGGGUCCGAUGACGACCCCCGAGUAUGAAUGGUGGUAG
This is a messenger RNA of Gossypium arboreum, 1011 nucleotides long. RefSeq lists its product as uncharacterized. The record is from RefSeq and is a predicted model, not a curated record. Lineage: Eukaryota; Viridiplantae; Streptophyta; Magnoliopsida; Malvales; Malvaceae. Bases 1 to 1011 code for a protein of 336 amino acids. The transcript has 3 exons.